Messenger RNA from Diaporthe citri, 1329 nucleotides. RefSeq lists its product as uncharacterized. Gene Ontology annotation, biological process: proteolysis. The coding region runs from base 1 to 1329 and encodes 442 amino acids. NCBI's taxonomy places the organism in Eukaryota, Fungi, Ascomycota, Sordariomycetes, Diaporthales, Diaporthaceae. The record is from RefSeq and is a predicted model, not a curated record. Gene Ontology annotation, molecular function: aspartic-type endopeptidase activity. The transcript is spliced from 2 exons.
AUGGAGGCCGCUUUCAAGACGCAGUCUGAACUCAGGCAAAAGCUGGGACUACGCAAGGUCCUCGCCGUGCCCAACCAGAACUACAAGGCCCACGGUACCAAAUCCUAUGUCUACCUGAUCAACAAGUUCGGGUUCCAGCCCACCCAACCUGGCCCUUACCGCCAUGCCACUACAAUUCAGCAACGCGGGCUUGCUCACUCCAACGUCGCCAGGGGAGGACGUGUUCGCCGCGUGGACAAGUUUGUGAAGGCCGCCGGUGACCAGACUGGUGAGGUCACCGCCGAGGACCAGCAGAACGACUCCAUGUACCUCUGCGAGGUCGAAAUCGGAACUCCUCCCCAGAAGCUGAAGCUGGACUUUGAUACCGGAUCAUCUGACCUCUGGGUCUUCUCUACUGAGCUCCCUGCGAGCGCCCAGAAGGGGCACAACGUCUUUGACCCGUCCAAGUCGUCUACCUGGAAGGCUGCAGACGGCGAGGCCUGGAAGAUCUCCUAUGGCGACGGCAGCUCGGCAUCUGGUGACGUUGGCAACGACACCGUCACAAUUGGCGGUCUCGCCGUCGAGAACCAGGCCGUCGAGUUGGCCAAGGUUGCCGCCGAUCAGUUCACGUCGGGAACUGGCGACGGACUACUUGGUCUCGCCUGGCCUUCUAUCAACACAGUCACCAAGGACAACCAGCCUUCCCCACAGAACACUCCCGUUGCGAACAUGAUCUCGCAGGGUGACAUCCCCGCGGAGGCCCAGCUCUUCACAUCGGCCUUCUAUAGUUCCCGUGACGACCAGGCCAAGUCCUUCUACACCUUUGGCUACAUCGACCAAGACCUCGUCGGCAAGAACGAGAUCUCGUACGUCGACAUCGACAACUCCCAGGGCUUCUGGAUGUUCCCAUCGGCGAGUGCCACCGUCGCCGGCAAGAAGAUCGACCUCGCCAACAACACCGCCAUUGCUGACACCGGCACCACCCUCGCCCUCGUCUCCGACCAGGUCUGCGAGGCACUGUACAAGGCCAUUCCUGGCGCCAAGUACGACGACCAACAGCAGGGCUGGCUGUUUCCCACCUCCACCAAGGCCGAUGAUCUGCCGGACUUCAGCGUUGCCGUGGGCGACAAAGAGUUCACCAUCCAGAAAGAGGACCUGGCCUUUGCGGUCGCGUCGGAGGGGUACUGGUACGGUGGAGUCCAGUCGCGUGGUGACAACCCCUUUGACAUCCUGGGCGACACGUUCCUGAAGAGCGUCUACGCCAUCUGGGACCAAGGGCAGACCCGCUUCGGUCUCGUCCCCAAGAUCGAGAGCACUCAGAAUCUUGAGCCUCCUUCUACCAGCUCGUGA